Rhagoletis pomonella (apple maggot) is the source of this 1235-nucleotide messenger RNA. RefSeq names its product UBX domain-containing protein 1-B-like. The coding region runs from base 126 to 1076 and encodes 316 amino acids. The record is from RefSeq and is a predicted model, not a curated record. NCBI's taxonomy places the organism in Eukaryota, Metazoa, Arthropoda, Insecta, Diptera, Tephritidae. Gene Ontology annotation, molecular function: protein binding. The transcript has 4 exons.
CCACACUAUUAUUAUAAUUUUGGAUUAAAUUUACGAACUUUGGCAACCGCGGCCACAGUCGUGGAUUCGUCAUUGAACCACAUCAAACGCGAUUUCUACGACUAUAUCCAAAGGAAUAAUUAAUUAUGGGUGACAUUCAAACUCUUGUGGACAUGGGAUUUGCUAAAGAGAAAGCAGAAUAUGCUAUGAAAGUGACUAAUAAUAAAGGAGUGGAGCCUGCUAUGGAAUGGUUGUUGGCACAUGCUGAUGAAGAUAUUCCAGUAGAAACUGCUCCAUCUGUGAGUGUUGAGGACAGCGGUACAGUGGGCGAAAAUACAGAUCCAUCCUCAUCGGCUGAUGUUGAAGCAAAGUCGUUGAAAUGCGAUGAUUGUGGAAAGCUAUGUAAAGAUCAAACGGAAGUAGAAUUUCAUGCUGCAAAGACAGGACAUAGUAACUUCUCAGAGUCGAUGGAAGAAAAGAAACCACUUACUGAAGAGGAGAAAAAGGCACAACUUGCUUUGAUCGAGGAAAAAUUGAAACAAAAACGACGUGAACGUGAAGAACGUGAAAAGGGCGAGGCACUGGAAAGAGAGAAAAAUCGUAUCAAAUCGGGUAAAGAUAUGACUGAAGCACGGAAACGAAUGGAAGAGCUUGAAAUGAAAAAAAUAGUAGAUCAACGUAAGCGUGAAAAAGCUGAGGAAAAAGCAGCAAGGGAACGUGUUCGGGCUCAAAUUGAAGCUGAUAAAGCUGCUCGCAAAGCUAGAGAGCAAAACCAAAUUGAGCAACCUUCGUCAGUAACUACUUCCCCCACGCUGCCUGUUGCGGCAUCUACAAAUAGUGUUCGACAAGCGAAUAAAGAUUAUACUCAAACUCGUUUACAAGUUCGCUUGCGUGAUGGUUCCACACUUACUGAAACAUUCAACGUAAAGGAACCACUGUCUGCUGUGCGCGUUUUUAUUCAAUUGAAAACAGGUGACGAAGCGCCUUUUAAUUUAAUGACGACAUUUCCUCGAAAAGUGUUCACAGGGGAGGAUUUUGAAAAACCUCUAGAUGUGCUCGGCCUGGUGCCUUCUGCGGUGCUUAUUAUGACUAAAUAAACGCAAUUCCUUGGUGUGGAAAAUUCAUAAAUAUUAACUUAAGUGUGAGUCGAUAUAAAUUUACUGGUGUAAUUCAUUGUAGCGUUUUAUAUUCAACAUUUUGUAGUAUUAGUGGAGUAUAUUUGGUCAAAUAAAAAGGCCAGUAUAAAAGCAAUACAA